UGUGGCCGGCGCGGCGCGGGAGGGUCUCGGUCCGAGUGGCGGGCGAGCGCCCAGGUGAGCGGCGUGCUGCCCCUGGGUCUCCCGAGGGCGAGGCGCGGCCGGAGGGCAUCGACUCCGGCCGAGGAGAGCUACUGCGGUACGGGACGGAGGGGCGCGUGGGAACCGCGCCGAACCUGAACCGACCGCUGCGGAGCAGGACAGGUAUGAUCUUGGAGCUGGCCGCCAUGGAACUGAAAGUGUGGGUGGAUGGCAUCCAGCGGGUGGUCUGUGGGGUCUCAGAGCAGACCACCUGCCAGGAAGUGGUCAUAGCACUAGCCCAAGCAAUAGGCCAGACAGGCCGCUUCGUGCUUGUGCAGCGUCUUAGAGAGAAGGAGCGACAACUGCUGCCACAGGAAUGUCCAGUAGGUGCCCAGGCCACCUGUGGACAGUUUGCCAGUGACGUUCAGUUUGUCCUGAGGCGAACAGGACCCAGCUUGUCUGGGAGACCCUCCUCAGACAACUGUCCACCCCCGGAGCGAUGCCCAGUUCGUGCCAGCCUCCCCCCAAAGCCAAGAGCAGCACCUGGCCAUGAGCCCCGGAAAGCACUGACUUUCAGUUUGGGAUGUCCCAAGCUGGCUCCCAGUCCCCUACUCCCUGAGCCAGCAAUCUCAUCAGUACCCACACCAGGCACCUUUGCAGACCUGCAGGGCCUAGAGCUCAGAGUACAAAGGAAUGCCGAGGAGCUGGGCCAUGAGGCCUUCUGGGAACAGGAGCUUCGGAGGGAACAAGCCCGGGAGCGAGAGGGGCAGGCUCGCCUGCAAGCGCUGAGUGCAGCUACUGCUGAGCAUGCUGCUAGGCUUCAGGCUCUGGAUGCUCAGGCCUGUGCCUUGGAGGCUGAGCUUCGGUUGGCCACCGAGGACCCUGGGCCUCCCUUGGCUACAGCAUCUGCUACAGAACGCCUGCGCCAGGACCUGGCAAUCCAGGAGCAGCAGAGUGUGGAGGUGCAGGGUAGCCUGGCCCUGGUGAGCCGAGCUCUGGAGGCCGCUGAGCAUGCCUUGCAGGCCCAGGCUCAAGAGCUUGAGGAGCUGAACCGGGAACUCCGUCAGUGCAACCUGCAGCAAUUCAUCCAGCAGACAGGGGCUGCCCUACCACCCCACACACAGCCGGACAGAGUCCCCUCUAGCACAGAGGAUCUUCUGCCUCCAGAUAGUGAAGAGACCCUCCAAGGAACGCCCCAGCAUCGUGUCCUAGUGCCCAGCCUGAGUCCUGAGGGUAUGUCUGCCAGCCCCCCACCUGUGGGAUGGACCCUUCUUGGGCCUCAGCCUCCUCAGUUUGUUUCUUCCCCACAGCUUCCCACAUAUGGCAGGGCUCCUACAGGUAGCAACUCUGACCCAAGUGGGGCUGGCUGAAGAUAGAUGAGCCAGGACAGCUGGGAUGAGCUGCCUGGACAGCAGGCGUCUGUGGCCAGAGGAUUUCUUCCACGUGCAAUGGGAAGCUCUAGUGUCCUGGAGCUUCUGCUUCAGGCAGGUAGAGUGCUGUGUGGGUGUCACCCUAGUCCUUGCCAGUUGCCAAGUCCCCUGAAGAGGCUUAGGACGGCUCAGACCCACCCUGGUCCCAAGGGCCACUACUCCUUGUCGGGGAAGGGCAAGUAUGGACACUACAUUCACUUUAUGGGUGUGUGCUUGUCUAUGGGGCAAUGUCCUUCACUGUGUGUGUGCCACCUCCCCUGCCCCAACACUUAAGCAAUAAACUACUCAAAGUGCCUUGAGUGUGU
Messenger RNA from Perognathus longimembris pacificus (Pacific pocket mouse), 1753 nucleotides. It is a transcript of the gene Rassf7, whose product is annotated as Ras association domain family member 7. Bases 204 to 1388 code for a protein of 394 amino acids. Gene Ontology annotation, biological process: signal transduction. The record is from RefSeq and is a predicted model, not a curated record. The transcript is spliced from 5 exons. Lineage: Eukaryota; Metazoa; Chordata; Mammalia; Rodentia; Heteromyidae.